UUCAAAGCUUGUGAUGGUAAGAGCCUAAAAAUAAUUUCAACAUGAAAUCGUUUGUUACUAUUGCUCUAUUAGUGGUUGGCAGCGCUGUUGUGUUGUGCAACCCAAAUGAUCCAGAAAUGCGCGGAUACAUCGAGGACUGYAAUAAGGAGCACAAUGUAUCGCUAAAAGAUUUCCACGACUUUAUGGAGGGUAAAUUAACAACCGUUCCGGAUAAUUUAAAGUGCAGCAGCCAAUGUAUUAUGGUGAAGCAGGGCAUCAUGGAUGAAUCGGGCAACUUCAAACCUGAUGUUGCUAAAGCUAAGGUUAAAGACGAUAAAUUGGUCGCUGCUGUGGAUGGAUGCAAAGAUUUGUCUGGUUCAACGCCAUGCGAUACAGCCUUCAAAAUCACCGCAUGCAUGUUAUCGAAAAAGUAAAUUUUGGAAGCGUGGGCUGUAAAUCAAAAAUAGCGCAAAAUUGUAAUAUUCUUUAAAUGUUUUUGGUGGUGGGUUUAAAAUUGUUUACUAAAUGAUAAAUAAACUUACACAUUUGAACUGUAA
This is a messenger RNA of Bactrocera latifrons, 536 nucleotides long. RefSeq names its product general odorant-binding protein 56h-like. The coding region runs from base 42 to 413 and encodes 123 amino acids. Gene Ontology annotation, molecular function: odorant binding. The record is from RefSeq and is a predicted model, not a curated record. Gene Ontology annotation, biological process: sensory perception of smell. Lineage: Eukaryota; Metazoa; Arthropoda; Insecta; Diptera; Tephritidae. The transcript is spliced from 2 exons.